CAGCACUUCUGCCAAUUUUCGUUCUAUUUUCCACCACUUUGAAAUCGUGCCAGGUAUGCUGCGCGGUAAAGAUCCAUACCCCGUGAAAAAAUGUGACGGAACGCGAUCAACGGCAUGUACUGACUGUAGCACGAUCAAGAUCUGCAUCUCUUCGGAUGAGACCAAGGACGCGGACAACCCACAGCAGGCUUGUCCGGCUUCAGCUCCACAUUGCGCAAUGUCUCAGACCGGAGCAGUUUGUCAAAAGUCACCGGACAGCUCCGUAGAGGAAUGUUCCGCCGCAUCGUCUGACUUCACCUGCACUGGGCCUGGGUUCUACCCGGAUUCGAGCUCUUGCCAGCAGUACCAUGACUGCAGCGACGCAUCAGCUGAACCAGUUACGUACUACUGCCCGGAUGGAACACGAUUCAGCAGUAAAUUUAUCGCAUGUGAGCAGUACACCGGGUCCUGUCCGAAGGUUUGCAACCAGACCGGUUCGGAGACGAUCUUCUCGGCCUUCCCGGGUGACAGCCAGUACUAUACGUACUGUCAGUUUGACACCACCCAAACGCCAUCCAAGCUGGAGAAUGCGUACGUCUUCGCGUGUGGAGAAGAAGCUACAUUCGAUGCUAAAUUGGGCAAAUGCGUGUUCAAAUGUCCCAAAGUUGGAUUGUUUGCCAACACAGCGAAUCCAAAGCGGUACUUCUCGUGCAUCAGCUUGUCCGGAAAGCUAACUUAUUUGGAAAUGGCUUGUGGGGCGAAAAUGACUUUCGAUGCAAAGGCCAAGAAAUGUGUUGCAAUUAUUCCCCCGAAAGAAGGCAAUAAUGAUUAG
Molecule: messenger RNA, 811 nt
Organism: Culex pipiens pallens (northern house mosquito)
Lineage: Eukaryota; Metazoa; Arthropoda; Insecta; Diptera; Culicidae
Exons: 2
Coding region: 56-811 (251 amino acids)
Cellular component (GO): extracellular region
Molecular function (GO): chitin binding
Source: RefSeq, a predicted model, not a curated record